Ostrinia furnacalis (Asian corn borer) is the source of this 1655-nucleotide messenger RNA. RefSeq lists its product as uncharacterized. Lineage: Eukaryota; Metazoa; Arthropoda; Insecta; Lepidoptera; Crambidae. The record is from RefSeq and is a predicted model, not a curated record. The transcript has 7 exons. Gene Ontology annotation, molecular function: protein binding. The coding region runs from base 348 to 1565 and encodes 405 amino acids.
AACAUAAUUUUUGAUUCGAGAGUCGCGCCAACUCGUCGACUGGUCGACUCGAGGAAACGAGUUCGCUCCACGGCGCGAAGGCGCUUGCUUGUGUGAGCCGUUUUGCGCUGAAAAUGUGGUUUCAUUCGACUUGACGCACCGCGAAAUAUUAAUUCAGUGACUUGAAUUUCGUUUUUGUGACUGACAUCUCUAUUUUGAAGGAAAUUCAACAGUUUGAUGAGUGUUUUGUGUACGAGAAGACUACGUGGUUAAUAAAUUACGGAUUUUUUCGCAACCGACUGCACAAUGCAAACAAUUUUGAAUUUUAAGUCUACAUCUAGUGUGUGUAAAUUAGUACUGUUAAAAAAAUGUUAACAGGUUGUCUAGUGUUUUCGCUUCUAGUUUUUCACACAUUCCCAACAGGGCUCUGCUCGAGCCUGCUAUGCGGGCGCACCAAAGAGGUGGAGGUGGGGAGCGGGGUCGGCGCGGGCGCAGCGCUCGCGCUGGCGUUGGUCCGCCCCCCCUCUGCCGCGGGGAACACCCCCUGCCAGCUGAAGCUGACGGCGCCUGACGCUGCUGCCUUCGCUGUCAGGCUUAUUGAUGUUAAGGAGUCGUUAGCAGACUGGGAGCGCGGCUACGCAUCGCUUCAAGCACCAACUCCCAUAGCGGGUGCUCGCAAGUGGGGCGCACGCGCUGCGCACACGCAGGACACCGCGCCUGACAAUACAGCGCCCGCCACCAACGCUACGGACGUUUGCAAACUGCUUGUGUACAUCGGCGACGCCAAAACUCCAAUAUGGCCGAUGUCGCUGUGUGGCGGGAACGCUGCUGCGGUCGCCGCGAGGACCGGCACCAAGCUGCUGCCGCCCAAGAUACGCGUGGUGUGGAACCCGCCCACCACGCCGUAUCAGCAUACUGAGAAGCUACGGCUGGUGGUCACUGCUAUCAAUAGUGGCUCAGUCUGCAACAACGACUCCCAAUUUAUAUGCGGUGACACCAGCCUCUGCAUAUCCUCGUACCUCGUCUGCGAUGGAGUGAGGCACUGUCCAGGCGGCGAGGAUGAGGACGCCAGCGCCUGUUCCCAUAGAAGGGACCCGCCACUCCUGGAACUGCUGAGGAGGUUCGCUGCGAGGAACCAGGAGCUGUUGGGACUGGACGAACCUGAUACUAUGACGAAGCCGUCGGUUAUAAGCGACUUGAAACUUUCAGUGAAGAUAUCGGAGGGCGAGCAGAAGUCCAACGCGUUUAUGGAGUUCGCGGCUGCGCUGAAGCCGUACGGACCCUGGAGCUACCUGGUGGUCGGCAUGCUGGUCUGCGCCACCAUACUGAUGUUCUGCCUCGCUUGGGAAUGCUGCUGCAAACGCUCCAAGCCUUCUGACACGCCGUUGAACAUCCCUCCAUCGUGCAUUGACCUCUCGCCAACUGUCACCGUGACAGCUGCCUCACAACAGAUGUUUACUUCCUCCCUUCCCUCCACUCCCCCCGAGUACGAACCACCUCCUUCCUACUCCUCGCUGUUCCCGAGAGCCUUCAAGUCUUCCCCUACCCCGGUACCGCACUGCUCUCACCAGGAGCCCCCGGAUUGAAUCUAAACACAAUAUUAGUUAGGUAGGAUAUUCCAAUUCAUGCUGCCCGCGAUAUGGUCUGCUGACAGAAUUGACCCCCAGUCCUUGGUG